CCUAGACCAUGUCUUCUCUUCUAACCUCGAACGUUCUAAUGAACUCGUCAUUGUUACUGUCAAAUAUUACUUCAAGCGUGUCAUCAUGUUAUGUGACAAUGUUGUAAAUAGGACUACAAGCUGAUCAAAUUGGGCUAUUCUGACAAGGUGGUUGAUUUGUUUAAUGUUCUCUAAACUUAAUUAUCCUCAAAGACAAACUUGACCCAAUUUCAUCACGAUAACAACCAAUUCGUAUUAACAUGACAACAACCCAAAUCCUUCCUCGCUUCAUAAAUUGAUUAGCCAAUAGCCAUCACAAAAACAAGGCAAAUUGGAAACAUGAAAAAUGAAGUCUUUGGUAUCACAUUAAAUAAUUGGGUUAGUGUUAAAUUAAGGAGAUUAAUAUGUAGCGGACUUUGGUCCCUGUCAUGCACACAUACAACAAAUGAGAAAGUUCUCGAAUAAUGUUAAAUCAUUAGAUUAGGUAAUGUUGAUAAAAAUGUUUAACCCCCCUAACUCUACAUUGUAUUUGAAUACUAUAUUAUUUGGCAGAGAGAGAGAAGCCAAUUAAUUAUAGACACCUUUGGUGACCAUAAAUUUGCAAGUCAAAAAUUGGAUCCCGGAAGUUCUUAAACAAUAUUAUUUUCUCCAAAUCUUGUAAUCAGUAUUUACUAUUUAGUAAAAUAUGAAUCAGGUCAUGAAAAAAUUUAAUUGAUUAAUAAUUAUUCACUUACAGUAUUCAAAUUCAAAACCGUUUCUUCUGUAAAAUGCCACGUAGAGUACCAAGAAGGCUGAACGAGCAGCACCUUAUCAUGGACACCACCGCACCCAAUCCUCAUCCCCGGGCAACAGAACUUUUCCAUGUUUCAAAAUUUCGAAAAAUUGUAAAGAAAGCGGUAUAAGAGCGCGCGCUCCCCCCUGUGCCCUGGCAAACAGAAGAAGCUCACACCAAAAGCUCACAUUUCAUCUCCAGCAAAUCCAGUUUCUCCCUCUUUUCUCUCCUCGAUUUUCAUCUCCGAUCAGCGCAAUGUCAGCCAGGAAGGGAAGCUCCAAGAAGCGCGCGGCCGCUACGCCAACCGCUAAGUCGGCGCCGCCGCUGUCCAAGUUCCGCGUCCAGGAAGAUUUCGAUCCCGAUUUCUCGAGCGAUCUCAAGGGAAUCAUGUCGGCACUGCACCAGUUCAGAGAGAAAACAGAGAAGGAGGGACAGAAGAAGAAGGAGGAGACGAUUUCCAGUGUUGCUUCUGAGAUUAGGACGAUGCUCAACGAUUUGAAGACAAAAAUUGAGAAGGAUAGGCAAAGCUUUGGUAAGGCGCUUCAGAAGAAUUCGAAAGAGUGCGAAAAUUAUAUCAAGAGCGAGUCUGCCAAGAUUCAGGACAUCUACGAGAAGUUUGCCAAGGAGAAAGCAGCUCACAUGCAGUCAAUGCAAGAUACCAUGUCCAAAUUUGAAGAAGACAAGGAGAAGCUGAUGAUGCGAUAUGAACAACUGAAGAAGAAAGAGAAGAGCAUGCUAGCCGACCACGAGAAAGCUUGCGAGGAGAAGAUUGCUAAACUGGAGGAAUCUCUCAAGAAGAAAAAGCAGGACGGCAAAACGUUCAGCAUCCUAAAGAAAACGCUGGGCACUUUCCUGGACGACGCCUCCGAUGAGGACUUCCCACCAGAGGAUUGAACUGCGACUCUCUCUCAAACUAUCAAGUAAGAAAGCUUUAUUCCCUAAUCCCUACUGUUUACUGUUUAGCAUAUGAUUAAACCUUAAACCAAAUCUUGCCUUUUUAAUCAUACCUUAAACCGAAUGAUUAGUCAUUCCUCUUCUCUCUGUGAACAUAUCUUAUCCUUUCAUAUGAUUAAACCUUAAACCAAAUCUUGCCUUUUUAAUCAUACCUUAAACCGAAUGAUUAGUCAUUCCUCUUCUUUCUGUGAACAUAUCUUAUCCUUUCAUAGUGUGAUCCAAGUAAGCUAAAUGGGAUCUUAGGUAUGCCUCAAUUGUUUAUUCUAAGGUGUCAGAAAGUCCUGGUAUCGAUAUUAAACAGGCCUGGCGGUGCUAGCUAAUGAGUGAAUGAAUGAUUACGCUACAUGUUCAUGAAGGAAAAACAUAAUCUGUCAUUUUGCUGAUAAUAAAAAACAGCAAAAUCUAGAAUAAGCCAAUUUCACGUAAUAAUCUAAGUUGGACGAUAGAAUUAUAGACAGCUGUCACUGUUGACAGCCAAAGAUAUUUUACAUUAUCAGUAAUCAAAUCUGAAAUUUAUGGGCGACAAGUUGCUCCCUUUCUAGUUUGCUUUAGGAGAACUCUAAUAAUAACUCUACUUGCUGUUCAAGAUAAGCUUUUUUAAGUCACGAAGAGUUCUUCCAGAACCGACACUGCACUAAAUUGAACAUAGCCCAAAUGAACCAACGUGUAGCUGUAGGACAGUCAGCAUAAGCAUAUUUUAUCUUGUUCCUCUUAGAGAUUGAUUCGUGGCGCCCAUUGUUCCCAACUCUAACCACCACCAGGAAAGUUUAAUUCCUAGAGAGACUGCACCUUCACCUUCAGCAUAGACACCGAGCCAAGUCACCACUGGCGGCAAAAGAACUAGAUAAGUAGAUCUAAAGCUAACCAUCUGAGCGAAAUCCCAAUAGGCAUUCAUAACAUCUCUGGACUUGGUCAUAGAAGCAGCCUACACAAAACCACUACUUCAGAGGAGACUCUUCACAGUUCCUUCUGAGCUGCACAGUUUUUAGGAGGUAGGCUUAGUCAGCGGAACAGGAUUGUGGGGAGGUGGGGCAGGGAAUCCCUGUAUUACAGAACAUAGCGGGCGAUGGCUCUGAUCCUGCACAUAAUGUAUACACGAAUCGCAGUCAAGCCUUUGUCGGUACGAUAAAUCUGGUUAGAGAAACAAGAGUCGCUUUAUCAAGUUCAAUGAUGAAAACAUCUCAAUUAACAUUCAAACAAAGAACAUAACUUAAAGAACCAUCCAUAAUGCGGAAAAAAAUUCCUUGUCUUCAUGUCUCUGUGUGCUUCUGCUAAUAAUGCCUAUCAGUGUCAGCCACAUUGUACUUUAGGCUUUGCAGGUUGCUAGUUAUAGUCCAGAAUCCAGACUUGUUUUGAGAAGCUAAAUUGUUUCUGUAGAGGAACAUCCACCCAAUGCUUAUCUUGACCUUUAUGUUACCACGAGAAAAUGAAUACACCCUUCAAUACUUCUUCUUCUAGGAUAUCAUUAAUGAUCUUUAAACACUAUCGUGGCAUGUAUAACGAAGCAUGUGUAGCCUUGCAUAUCACAAGUUAGCAGUCACCACAGUUUGAAAUGCGUCAAAGGAUACUAAUUAACAUUGCAUAAAUCGAGCACAAUGAAGAGUCGUCUGACAUACUCCGAUUGAUGUUAUCCUCUGGCAGGAGGAGCAGCGAACCGCUAAAGAUCCAUACGGGUACAUAAGCAGCAGUGGACAAUAGGUACAAUUUACAAGUCCAACUUGGUGAGCUACAACAUAACAAACAAAGCACAUUAUU
Molecule: messenger RNA, 3460 nt
Organism: Linum trigynum
Lineage: Eukaryota; Viridiplantae; Streptophyta; Magnoliopsida; Malpighiales; Linaceae
Source: the annotation of a GenBank genome assembly